AUGUCUUCGGAUGAAUCGAGUGUUGGGGGCGACUCGGAGUCUAUCCUCUCGCUCGAGAGUGCGUUCUCCCCCGUAGACGUCCCUGUACACCCUUUUAGACCACCGACACCUCCUCCUGCUCCAGUCAACAAUCUCGCAGACGAAGCUAGCUCAGCACCCGCUUCCGAUCCGAUUGCUGAUAGCUGGAAGGAUGAAUAUGAUGCUCGCGUUGCGACAUGGCGUGCAGAAUCCGCCGAGGCACGCACCAAAGCUGAAGCUGAACGAGCCAAGUGGGAAGAGCUAAGAGCCUCGGGCCAUGUGCCUGAGCACGAAACAUGGGAGACAGUUGGCUCGAGCGUUGCGGCCGAAUCCGAUGUUACAUUGAGCGAAAGCACGGGUACUGGUGCAAGUGCCCUGGUAAACGCUCCGCCCGUCACCAGCGUUGCAGAUGCUCGCGACUUGGUAUCUGGAGAGAAGGAUGGUGGAAAUGGGGCUGAUGUACUUGCGCAGAGUACCCUUGGGUAUCCGCCCUCUGCAGCUUCUAUCCGCACACUCGAAACCGAGGACGUAGACGCAUCCCCCGUCAACCUUAGCGGAGCCGAACUUUCUGCGGGCGAAGGAGUCAAUACAUGGGAAGAAGUCCACUCGAUUGGCUCCUCUUUCCCUUCUCUCCCGGAGCAACAUAACACCAACGCAAUCCCACUUCAACCCACGUAUAGACCACGUCAAGUCACUCAAAAAAAGGAGAAACCCCAUCAUCAUCACUCCCGACACUCGCAUAAUCAACCUGCCCCGACCCCUCCGCCCUCGCUUACCCUCUCGGUCUUUGAUUCGUCGCUUCCCACUCGUACGCGUGUCAUCGCUCUGUUCUCGUCUCUGGCGAUCAAUAUGUUCCUGCCCUUUGUGAAUGGGUCAUGCUUGGUUUCGGAGAGAUUUUUGCCCGAAACGUUAUUGGGCCUUGGUUUGGAUGGCCGAAACCAGUAG
This is a messenger RNA of Rhizoctonia solani, 963 nucleotides long. RefSeq lists its product as uncharacterized. The transcript is spliced from 4 exons. The record is from RefSeq and is a predicted model, not a curated record. NCBI's taxonomy places the organism in Eukaryota, Fungi, Basidiomycota, Agaricomycetes, Cantharellales, Ceratobasidiaceae. The coding region runs from base 1 to 963 and encodes 320 amino acids.